AUGGAGGAUGACAAUUCGGCCAAUACAUCAGACAUACUUAUUGGAAGACCAUUUUUGAGUACCGCACAAACGAAGAUUGACGUAAGAAGUGGGAUACUCACUAUGGAGUUCAAUGGAGAAGUAUUAAAAUUCAAUGUCUACGAUGCCAUGAACCGUCCUAGCAUGAUUUCUAAUGUUUCUAAUAUUGAUAUUAUUGAUCCUUUAACUGAGUUAUAUUUGGAAUAUCAUGACAAUGAUGAAUUACAAACUGUCCUUUGCAGAAGUUUAGACUUUGAUGCCAUUAAGGAACUUGAGGAGUGGAUAACCAUUGAAGAUUUUGUUCACGAAACAGUAGCUCAUAUGGAGGCAUCACAACUUCGGAAAGCUUCAGGUAAAACCUUUGAAUUAUCUCCCUCACAAACUAAGCUCGUCCCAUCAAUUUUGCAGGCUCCGGAGUUGGAACUCAAAGCACUCCCAAGCCACUUGAAGUAUGCUUUUCUCGGUGAAAGAAAUUCACUACCGGUGAUAAUCUCGAGUAAACUCUUGAAGGUAGAAGAAGAAAACUUGGUACAAGUCCUCAGGGACUAUAAAGAGGUAAUUGGAUGGACAAUAGUCGACAUCAAGGGAUUAAGUCCAUCGACUUGCAUGCACAAAAUGCAGGUUAUCGAUAAUGCUGUUCCCAAAAGAGAGGCUCAAAGGCGUCUCAACCCGCCUAUGAUAGAAGUGGUAAGAAAAGAAGUCCAAAAGCUACUUGAUGCCGGGAUGAUCUAUCCCAUUUCUGAUAGUAGUUGGGUUAGCCCAGUACACGUAGUACCAAAAAAGACUGGUGUGACUGUAAUUGAGAAUUCGGUAGGUGAGAUGGUUCCCACUCAGAUUCCAGUGGCAUCGGAGGAUCAGGAGAAGAUGACGUUUACGUGCCCAUUUGGCACAUUCGCUUACAGACGGAUGCCGUUCAGAUUGUGUAACGCACCAGCCACUUUUCAAAGAUGCAUGGCAAGUAUAUUUUUAGACUACGUUGAGAGAAUUAUCGAGGUGUUCAUGGACCACUUUACUGUAUAUGGUGAGUCCUUAAAGAAGGACAAGGAAUUCGAGUUUGACCAGUCAUGCAGAGAAGCGUUUGACAUGCUCAAACAUAAGCUCGUUUUGGCACCUAUUGUUCAACCACUGUAUUGGAGUUAUCCUUUCAAGAUAAUGUACGAUGCUAGUGACCAUAGCGUAGGAGCAGUCCUUAGACAAAGGAUCGAGAAAGAACCACACGUCAUCUCCUAUGCCUCUAAAACUUUGGACGCUACCCAAAUAAAUUAUUCAACCACUGAAAAAGAGUUUCUAGCUAUAGUCUUUGACUUAGAAAAAAUUCGUUCAUAUUUAUUAGGAACUAAGAUUGUGGUUUUUUCUGAUUAUGUAGCCCUCAAAUAUCUGAUCGGGAAGAAGGAAGCAAAACUGAGACUUAUAAGGUGGAUACUACUUCUGCAAGAAUUCGAUCUCAAAAUGAAAGAUAUAAAAGGACGUAAAAAUCUGAUGGCUGACCAUCUGAGUCGAAUUCCUCCAUCAAAAGAUGUAACAUCACUUAAAGAUGAUUUUCCAGAUGAAAAGUUGCUUGCUGCCCAGACGAUUUUUCCAUAG
Molecule: messenger RNA, 1602 nt
Organism: Gossypium arboreum
Lineage: Eukaryota; Viridiplantae; Streptophyta; Magnoliopsida; Malvales; Malvaceae
Exons: 3
Coding region: 1-1602 (533 amino acids)
Source: RefSeq, a predicted model, not a curated record